CAUUUAGCAUUACAUUUUGCCCCCUUGGGUUCUAGAGUUCCGAGAUCACAUGAUAGAGUAAACAUGGCGGCGGCGGCGGCCUCCAUCCCCAAAACCCUAACGAAGUUCCGCCCUCUUGGAGCUGGUGAUCACCUCUUUUACCUUUCAAGGCAUAAGCUUAGGUUUGGGCUCCCGCAAGCCUUCUCUAACUCUGCUUCUGAACUUGCUUCUUCGACCGAGGGAAAGUCACAGAAAGGAUCGAGAUUUUUGGCGAAAUGGUUGUUGUUUCUGCCUGGAGCUAUCACUUUUGGUCUUGGUACUUGGCAAAUUUUUCGAAGGCAAGAUAAGAUAAAAAUGUUGGAAUAUAGACAGAAGAGGUUGGAAGCUGAACCUUUGAAGUUAAACAUCUCAUCGCCUUCAACUGUUAAUGCGGAUUCUCUGGAGUUUCGGAGGGUGAUAUGCAAAGGACUUUUUGAUGAGGAAAAAUCAGUGUAUGUUGGUCCACGUUCUAGAAGCAUUUCUGGAGUGACUGAGAAUGGCUACUAUGUCAUAACGCCUCUAAUGCCUAUCCCCAACAACCCAGAGAGUGUGCAGUCUCCUGUCCUGGUCAAUAGAGGAUGGGUGCCGCGUAGUUGGAGGGACAAGUCUUUGGAAGAUUCACAAGACCAUGAACGGCCUUCAAAUAUAGCACCCUCCUCUGUCCAACAAAAGGAAAGAAGUUCUUGGUGGAGGUUUUGGUCAAAGAGGCCUAUGAUGGAUCAAGCCCCUGCUGUUGUCCCUGUAGAAGUUGUUGGAGUAAUUCGUAGAAGUGAGAAACCUAGCAUAUUUGUACCAGCAAACGAUCCAAGCUCUUGCCAGUGGUUCUAUGUUGAUGUUCCUGCAAUUGCUCGUGCUUCCGGACUUCCUGAGAACACUAUAUACGUUGAGGACAUCAAUGAAAAUGUCAAUCCAAGCAACCCUUACCCUGUUCCAAAGGAUGUCAAUACCUUGAUUCGCAGUUCAGUGAUGCCACAGGACCAUCUCAAUUAUACAUUGACCUGGUAUUCUCUAUCUGCUGCUGUAACAUUUAUGGCUUACAAGAGACUGGCACCAAAAAAGACCCGGAGGUAGCAACUCUUUACUAUAAGAUGGCCUUUACUAAUCAAUUUGUCAUUUUUUGUUGCAUAACAAGUUUUGUUCAGAAGAAAUUUUAUCAGCCUGGUUUUUAAUACACAGUAUAGUUUUGCAAUUCGACUAUUAUUGUUGAUACAAUCACAAUGGCAAUGAAUUUAUACUUGAAGGAAA
Molecule: messenger RNA, 1263 nt
Organism: Mangifera indica (mango)
Lineage: Eukaryota; Viridiplantae; Streptophyta; Magnoliopsida; Sapindales; Anacardiaceae
Product: surfeit locus protein 1-like
Exons: 5
Coding region: 64-1089 (341 amino acids)
Cellular component (GO): membrane
Source: RefSeq, a predicted model, not a curated record